AUGAGAAGGCAUCUUAUAAAAUUAGUUACGGUUAAUUAUAUUUGCAGAAUAUAGAAGUAAUUAAAACUGUAACGAUUCCAAAUGUUUUAUUAAAUUUCGAUGAUCGAGAAAGCGUAUUAAAAAGAUGUCAAUUUUUUUGCGGUGAUUGGGGAUCAUUUACAAAAUUGCUUAUUGCUAGUAAAAGCUAUUACUUUGGUGUCGGUGGAGGAAUAAAACAAUUUCAGAAUCUAAUAGAAGAAGAUGGUAUUUUUGAUGUUGAGACAGUGUGGAAAAAUAGAGAGGGUAAGUAAAUAUUUUCCAAUUCUUUUAAACAGACAACAAUUGUGUAUAUAAUAUAUAUAUAUUUCCAGGAUUACAGAGAGAAAUUUUAAAAAUUACAAGGAAACAGCAACCCUAA
Heterotrigona itama is the source of this 397-nucleotide messenger RNA. The record is from the annotation of a GenBank genome assembly. NCBI's taxonomy places the organism in Eukaryota, Metazoa, Arthropoda, Insecta, Hymenoptera, Apidae.